AUGAAUGCCACCCAGCAUGAUGGAUUGAUCCGAGGCUACCACAACCGGAGCCACGGCGAGUUCACUCUGCCUGUGAACAAAGACCUGUCAGCAGAGGGGAAAGACGCGUCCUUGGGAUGCUAUGAGCAGCUUCUGAUCUCCACUGAGGUCUUCCUUACCCUGGGCAUCAUCAGCCUGCUGGAGAACAUCCUGGUUAUUGCUGCCAUCAUCAAGAACAAGAACCUCCACUCGCCCAUGUACUUCUUCAUCUGCAGCCUGGCCGUGGCUGACAUGCUGGUCAGUGUCUCUAACGCCUCCGAAACCAUCGUUAUAGCGCUGAUCAACGGAGGCAACCUGACCAUCCCUGUGGCACUGAUCAAGAGCAUGGACAAUGUGUUUGACUCCAUGAUCUGCAGCUCGCUGCUGGCCUCCAUCUGGAGCCUGCUGGCGAUCGCCGUUGACCGCUACAUCACCAUCUUCUAUGCCCUGCGGUACCACAACAUCGUCACUCUGCGGCGAGCCAUGCUGGUCAUCACCUGUAUCUGGACCUGCUGCACCGUGUCCGGCAUCCUCUUCAUUAUCUACUCGGAGAGCACCACGGUCCUCAUCUGCCUCAUCACCAUGUUCUUCACCAUGCUGGUGCUGAUGGCUUCGCUCUACGUGCACAUGUUCCUGCUGGCGCGGCUGCACAUGAAGCGGAUCGCCGCCUUGCCUGGCAAUCCACCGAUCCAGCAGCGGGCCAACAUGAAGGGAGCCAUCACUUUGACCAUACUGCUGGGGGUGUUUGUGGUGUGCUGGGCUCCCUUCUUUCUGCACCUCAUCCUCAUGAUCUCUUGUCCCAGGAACCCCUACUGCGCCUGCUUCAUGUCCCACUUCAACAUGUACCUCAUACUCAUCAUGUGCAACUCAGUCAUCGACCCCAUCAUCUACGCCUUUCGGAGCCAGGAGAUGAGAAAAACUUUCAAGGACAUUUUCUGCUGCUACAGCCUGACCAACCUGUGCAUCUGUGAGCUGUCUGCCAAAUAUUAG
Molecule: messenger RNA, 1008 nt
Organism: Lampris incognitus (smalleye Pacific opah)
Lineage: Eukaryota; Metazoa; Chordata; Actinopteri; Lampriformes; Lampridae
Gene: mc4r
Product: melanocortin 4 receptor
Exons: 1
Coding region: 1-1008 (335 amino acids)
Biological process (GO): G protein-coupled receptor signaling pathway
Cellular component (GO): membrane
Molecular function (GO): melanocyte-stimulating hormone receptor activity
Source: RefSeq, a predicted model, not a curated record